Messenger RNA from Chionomys nivalis (European snow vole), 2113 nucleotides. It is a transcript of the gene Taf7, whose product is annotated as TATA-box binding protein associated factor 7. Bases 280 to 1305 code for a protein of 341 amino acids. Lineage: Eukaryota; Metazoa; Chordata; Mammalia; Rodentia; Cricetidae. Gene Ontology annotation, biological process: transcription initiation at RNA polymerase II promoter; regulation of transcription by RNA polymerase II; RNA polymerase II preinitiation complex assembly. The transcript is spliced from 2 exons. The record is from RefSeq and is a predicted model, not a curated record. Gene Ontology annotation, cellular component: transcription factor TFIID complex. Gene Ontology annotation, molecular function: RNA polymerase II general transcription initiation factor activity.
UCUUCCGCGCUUGUUUUCUGCGUAGGUGGGUGGCGGACGGAGGCGGUGAGCUCCGGAGUCCGCUGCUGCGAGCGGCGGCCGGCGAGAUUUCGCGCCGCGGGACCUGAGCCCUUUCGUUGGUGGCGCGCAGGUCGGUGUGCGGCGGCCGAAAGCGCGGAGAAACCGAAAGGCGGACGCGCCGCUCCCGGCCGCGGGAAGCUGUACUUCGCCCGCAGACUGAGCUGAACUCUUUUAGUGCAGCAAGCAUUUGUUGGAGGAGUAACUCCCAAGGAAUUAAAGAUGAGUAAGAGCAAAGACGAUGCGCCUCAUGAACUAGAGAGCCAGUUUAUUUUACGAUUGCCCCCAGAAUAUGCCUCAACUGUGAGGAGGGCGGUGCAGUCUGGACACGUCAACCUGAAGGACAGACUGACCAUUGAGUUACACCCUGACGGGCGGCAUGGAAUUGUCAGGGUGGAUCGAGUGCCCUUGGCCGCAAAAUUGGUAGAUUUGCCUUGUGUUAUGGAAAGCUUAAAAACCAUCGACAAAAAAACCUUUUACAAGACAGCAGAUAUCUGUCAGAUGCUUGUAUCCACAGUAGAUGGUGACCUAUACCCUCCUGUGGAGGAGCCCGUUGCCACCGCUGAUCCCAAAGCAAGCAAGAAAAAAGAUAAGGACAAAGAGAAAAAGUUUGUUUGGAACCAUGGAAUCACUCUACCUCUAAAAAAUGUCAGAAAGAGAAGGUUCCGGAAGACAGCAAAGAAGAAGUAUAUUGAGUCUCCCGAUGUGGAAAAAGAAGUGAAGCGGUUGCUGAGUACCGAUGCUGAAGCUGUCAGCACUCGUUGGGAGAUAAUUGCUGAAGAUGAAACAAAGGAGACUGAAAAUCAAGGCCUCGAUAUCUCCUCUCCAGGAAUGUCUGGCCACAGGCAGGGCCAUGACUCACUAGAACACGAUGAGCUUCGAGAGAUAUUCAAUGACCUCAGCAGCAGCAGUGAAGAUGAGGAAGAUGUCAACAUCAUUGACACCGAGGAAGAUCUGGAGAGGCAGCUACAAGACAAGCUCAAUGAGUCAGAUGAACAGCACCAAGAAAAUGAAGGAACCAACCAGUUGGUUAUGGGAAUUCAGAAACAGAUUGAUAACAUGAAAGGCAAGCUCCAGGAGACCCAAGACAGGGCAAAGCGCCAGGAGGAUCUCAUCAUGAAAGUAGAAAACUUGGCUCUCAAGAACAGGUUUCAAGCUGUUCUGGAUGAACUCAAACAAAAAGAAGACAGGGAGAAAGAGCAGCUUAGUUCUUUGCAGGAAGAACUAGAAUCACUCCUAGAGAAGUGAGAAUGUUGAUUUCUGUUCUUUGACUGGUCAGCUUGAGAAAAUUUUUAUUUUCAUAAUAACGAUCUCAGAAUUAUUCGCUAUAGUGUUAGGAGUUUUGUUGAAUUCUGUUGGUUAUUUUUGGAACUAUUACCGAGGUUUUCAUUCUUUAGGAAGUAGGGUUACAUGGGCAGGUGUAGGGAAGUUGUAAAAUUAGUGAACAGUUGAACUUUAAUCAUUCACCAUAGGACUUACAUUUGUCUCUUUUCCAGAAGUUUUUAUUUCUAUUCUGUGGUGCUAAGAUCAGUAAGAAGCUAGCCUAUGGGCAGUGAAGUUAUUUUUAUUUUUUUAAUGUAUGUAUACAGUAGCUAUUUUAUUAGCUACCCAGCAAGUUUCCAUGUAUAGAAAUGUAAGUUUUUGCAUAAGUUGUUUCUUGCACAAUAAAAGCUACCAGUUUUUGCAUUAUAAUGUUAAUCUUUUUCUUCUAUGAAUAGUGAGAGUUGAGAUAGAUACAUGGAGUUUAAUGACUGAAUGGUGUGGUUAUGUUUUGUAGAUAAAGACACAUACUGUUCUUUUAUGUUUUCAGGAAAAGGAAUACACAGGUAAGGAAAUGGAAAAAUUCAUCUUUGCAUUCUAUUAAAGGUCAGAUCUACCUGGAGGUUUGAGAACACUGGGUCCAGAGCCAUCUUAAACUAUCGGCGUUUUUAUUAAGCACUAAGGUUAUCUGUGUAAAGUAGUGGGAUCAGAAGAACAGUGGUUAUCAGAUAAACCAUUGCACUUAUUUGAAUUAAAAUUACAUUCUUAACUAUUGCUGAUUUAAUUGUUGCAGUUA